UCCUCCCUACACAUAGGCUCACGCGCCUGCUCUCUCCUCUCUUUCUCUCUCAGAAUGGCACCUCUAGGUAUUGCCUUGGGUAUGGUUUUCUAUUUACUUCAAGCCGUUUCUGGAGAAAGUGGCUAUGCAGAGAAUGGAGACUUUGACGAUGCAGAAAUGGAUGACUACUCAUUCUCGUGCUACAGUCAGCUGGAAGUGGAUGGAUCCCAGCACUUGCUGACCUGCGCAUUUGACGACCCGGACGUCAACAGCACCAAUAUGGAAUUUGAAAUAUGUGGGGCCCUUUUGGAGGUAGAGUGCCUGAGUUUUAAUAAACUGCAAGGGAUGUAUCUCAUCAAGACUAAGAAAUUCUUACUGAUUGGAGACAGUAAAAUAUGUGUGAAGCUUGGAAGAAAAAGCGUGACUUGCAAAAAAAUGAACAUAGUCAAAAUAGUUAAACCUGAGGCUCCUUUUGACAUAAGAGUCGUCUAUCGCAAGGGAGCAAAUGACUUUGUGGUGACAUUUAAUACGUCGCACUUACAAAAGAAGUAUGUGAAAGAAUUAAUGCAUGAGGUAGCCUACCGUCAGGAAAAAAAUGAAAAUGAUUGGAUGCACAUGAAUUUAUCCAGUACAAAGCUGAUGCUCCUACAGAGAAAGCUACAACCCAAUGCAAUGUAUGAGAUUAAAGUUCGGUCCAUCCCUAACACCAACUAUUUUGAAGGCUUCUGGAGUGAAUGGAGUCCAAGUUUCCACUUCAGAACUCCAGAGACCAAUGGCCCAGGGGAGAUGGAUCCUGUUUUACUAAUUAUCAGCAUUCUGAGUUUCUUCUCUGUGGCUCUGAUGGUCGUUCUGGCCUGUGUGUUGUGGGAAAAAAGAAUUAAGCCUAUCAUAUGGCCCAGUAUCCCUGAUCAUAAGAAGACUCUGGAACAACUGUGCAAGAAACCAAAAAAAAAUUUGAAUGUGAGUUUCAAUCCUGAAAGUUUCCUGGACUGCCAGAUUCAUAACGUGGAUGGCAUUCAAGCUAGAGAUGAAGCAGAAGGCUUUCUGCAAGAUCCUCUUCCUCCACAGCUAGAGGAGUCUGAGAAGCAGAGGCUCCGAGAGGGUAUGCAGGGCCCCAACCGGCCCUCUGAGCAUGCAGGCAUCAGCCCAAAAACUUUCAGAGGAGAGUCGUCAUUCAGAUGCCUGGCUGGGAACAUCAGUGUGUGUGACGCCCCUGGGCUCCCCUUCUCCAGGUCCCCAGACUGCAAGGAAGGUGGAAAGAACGGGCCUCUCCUGUACCAAGACCUGCUGCUUGGCCCUGGAACUACAAACAGCACCCUGCCCCCUCUGUUUCCGUUCCAACCCGGAACUCUGACAUUGAACCCUGCUGCCCAGGGGCAGUCCAUCCUCACUUCCUUGGGAUCAAGUCAAGAAGAAGCCUAUGUCACCAUGUCCAGCUUCUACCAAAACCAGUGAAUUGUAAGAAACCGACGACCAGAACCAUCAUGAUGAACAAAGAUAACUGAGUCCCACUCUCCCUCACAGCACAAAGAAGACAAAAUGAAAGCAGCGCCUCGACAUGGUCCACAGGUUUCUGAAACAGCGCUUCAACCACACCUCCCUGCUUCAGUGGCAAGAGACAGGAGACAGGGGCAUUCUGCUUCAGGCAAUGCAAUGAUUCAUUUAUUUCAGAAAGGAAAAAAAGCAGAAAAG
Molecule: messenger RNA, 1671 nt
Organism: Balaenoptera musculus (blue whale)
Lineage: Eukaryota; Metazoa; Chordata; Mammalia; Artiodactyla; Balaenopteridae
Gene: IL7R
Product: interleukin 7 receptor
Exons: 8
Coding region: 55-1434 (459 amino acids)
Biological process (GO): hemopoiesis; positive regulation of receptor signaling pathway via JAK-STAT; cytokine-mediated signaling pathway
Cellular component (GO): external side of plasma membrane; membrane
Molecular function (GO): cytokine receptor activity; protein binding
Source: RefSeq, a predicted model, not a curated record